GGGGGGGGAGGGUGGAGAGGGCUAUUCCCGCCCUGCCAGGGGGAGGGAGUCAUGGGGGACCAGGCCAGCUCCCCGGGAGCCCCCUUCCUGGUGGGGCAGCUGGGGUUCUGAGUGGCCGCUGCCCGUUGCCAGGAGCAGAGAGAGAGGUCACUGUCACCCCAGGCUCCCUGCGGGCACGAGAUGGGAUGGCUGAGCUGGGGAGAUGGGGUGGUCGGAGAGGCCCCUGGAGGCCGGAGAGGGCAGCGGGAGGAGGCCAGGAGCUGAGGAGCCGCCCUAGGAGGGAGGGAGAGGGAGCGGCCUGCCUUCCUGCCUGCUUGCCGGAGAGCUCUGGUGCGCAGAGCUCUGGGGCGGCGCGUGCAGCCGGCAGCAGGCUAUGGGGGCCUGGAGCCCCAAGCUGAGUGGGUAAGAAAAGGGGGGGCAAGAGUGUCCCUGGUGGGGGAGGGGGGCUUGGAAGGAUGGGGCCGUGGCUCCCAUGUUCUUGACUCUCAGCCCCGUCGGUCUGUCCCUGUCCGUCUUACCAUCUGUCCAUCCACCCUCCCCACCUGGCCGGCAGGCAGUUCUGCCCUCUCAGCCCUCACCACCAGGGCAUCCAGAGAAGGGUGGUGCUGGGUCCGCCUUGAGGCCUUUGGGGCAGGGACGUGGAGCUGGCAGGAACGGCACCGUGGGGCAUCCGGGCGGCUGUGGUCGGGGGUAGGGCCAGGGUGACCCAGUAACAGGUCUCUGAGGUUGCAGUGUGGGGGGACAGGGACUGUAGGGACAGAGACGUGGCCUUGGGGAAAAGGACAACGCGGUGGGGAGAGAUGUGCGCCUGGCGGCAGAGGUGGGGCUGUGAGCAUCAAACGUGGGACUGGACCAAAGGUGACCUGGUGAUCGUCAGGAAAGGGCAGUGAGGGCAGGUGGGCCCUGGGGUCAGAAAUGGGUCAGUGGGCAUCGGACGGAGCCAGAGGCCGGGAAUUGGCCGUGGUGUAAAAACGGGAGGUGGGUGCCAGCGGUGGAUCUGUGGGGCCCAGAGGUGGGGACACGGACCCGGAGGAAGGCUGGAGCCGGAGGAACCGGGGUGGACAGAGCAGGCGGGGAGCAAGAGACGGGCUGAUGGGGCAGAGGAGGAGAAAGGGUCGGGAAUGGAGCAGUCGUGGUCACCUGGAGUUGCCACGGGCAGCGGGUCGACGGGACAAUGCCAGUGGCCUCAAAUGGGUCCCGACGAUCUGAGGUGGAGCCACCCGCUAGGCUCAGCUUGACGACGGCCGUUGCGCUCCUGGCCGGCCUCACCGUGCCCUCCUCUCCUCUCCCCAGCCCCACCCCCGGCACCUGACAUGAGUCUCUGCGGGCCCCUCAACCUGAGCCUGGCAGGCGAGGCGACCAUGUGUGCGGAGCCCGGGGCCCCCAACGCGUCGGCCGGGCCGCCGGCCGGACGGGCGGGCGCCUCGCCGGCGCUGCCCAUCUUCUCCAUGACGCUGGGCGCCGUGUCCAACGUGCUGGCGCUGGCGCUGCUGGCGCAGGCCGCGGGCCGCCUGCGGCGCCGCCGCUCGGCUGCCACCUUCCUGCUGUUCGUCGCCAGCCUUCUGGCCACCGACCUGGCGGGCCACGUCAUCCCCGGAGCCCUGGUGCUGCGCCUGUACGCGGCGGGCCGCUCGCCGGCCGGCGGCGCCUGCCACUUCCUGGGCGGCUGCAUGGUGUUCUUCGGCCUGUGCCCGCUGCUGCUGGGCUGCGGCAUGGCCGUGGAGCGCUGCGUGGGCGUCACGCGGCCGCUACUGCACGCGGCGCGCGUCUCGGCGGCCCGCGCGCGCCUGGCGCUGGCCGCGCUGGCCGCCGUGGCUUUGGCGGUGGCGCUGCUGCCGCUGGCGCGAGUGGGCCGCUACGAGCUGCAGUACCCGGGCACGUGGUGCUUCAUCGGCCUGGGCCCGGCGGGCGGCUGGCGCCAGGCGCUGCUCCCCGGCCUCUUCGCCGGCCUCGGUCUGGCCGCUCUGCUCGCGGCGCUCGUGUGCAACACGCUCAGCGGCCUGGCCUUGCUGCGCGCCCGCUGGCGCCGCCGCUCUCGACGGCGUCCUCCGGCGAGUGGCCCCGACAGCCGCCGUCGCUGGGGGGCGCGCGCGCCCCGCUCGGCCUCCGCCUCGUCCGCCUCGUCCGUAGCUUCGGCCGCCGGCGGCUCCCCGGGCCGCGGCUCAGCGCGCAGAGCCCGCGCUCACGAUGUGGAGAUGGUGGGCCAGCUCGUGGGCAUCAUGGCGGUGUCGUGCAUCUGCUGGAGCCCGCUGCUGGUGAGGGGCGCACACGCCCCUCCGGCCGGGCUCCUUCCUGCCCCCCCCCCAUCCCUCCCACUCUUUUCCAUCCUAGGAUCCCUGGGUUCUCUCUGCGUCCUCCAACCGCGGUCCCACCCCCUCGAGGCUCCACGUGCCACGCAGCCCGCCCUUUGGUCCCUCCCUCUCAUCUCCCACCCCUCCACCCAGUCCCCUGGUCUUUCUCCUGCCUGGAGUCUUUGCAGUUCACCCUACCCACUCGAGCCUCCUCCCCAGCCCCCUUCCGUCACCACGCCGCCCCGUUUCUCUCCCCCUUCGGUCCCCUGUCUUUCGGGAUACCUGGGACUUCUCUCCUUUUUUUGCUCGAGCCGCCACUCGCUGAAGGCCUUUGCUUCCGCCACACCUUCUCCCUCCUUCCGGAGCUCCUUCCCACCAGGACUCCCAUUUACCCUCCCGGUGUUAGUGGUGCUGGCUGUCGGGGGCUGGGGCUCCGGCUCCCUGCAGCGGCCGCUGUUUUUGGCUGUGCGCCUCGCUUCGUGGAACCAGAUCCUGGACCCCUGGGUGUACAUCCUGCUGCGCCAGGCCGUGCUGCGCCAACUGCUUCGCCUCCUGCCCCCGAGGGCCGGCGCCAAGGGCAGCCCUGCGGGGCUGGGCCUAACCAAGAGCGCCUGGGAGGCCAGCUCGCUGCGCAGCUCCAGGCACAGUAGCCUCAGCCACCUCUAGGCGCGCCAACAGCCCCAGCGGCUGAGUCAGACCAUCCCGGGCCGGGCCCAGGUGGGUCCGCAGCGCUGAGCCCUCGGGGGAAUAAAGCCAUGUUGCGGACAUGCGCAGGGCAUGUGUCCGGUCGGGGCUGCAGCGCCCCUGUGACCGCGCGGGGGUGACAGAGGCGCCGCAUGAACCUUCGGGGUGUGCAGUUCUGGGACUUGCCAGGCAGAGGCGCAGACACGCCAGACGCGGAGUUAGAGCUGCCGGAGCAUGCGCAGAAAGCCACGGCCGCAGCCCGAGGGCCCGGGCUCCCGUCUGGAGCAGAGCGGCUGGCCGACCCAGAGCCGCCAGGGGCGCUUUUUGUCCCGCCACCGCCCGGACUGACCCCAGCAACAAUUCUCUCAUUGUGACCCUGAGCUCCCCCAACACAUCCUCAAGGCCCUACCCCCAAUCCACGCCCCAUCAGGGCCUCCAAACUCCAAAGUCCCUAAACACAGCUCCGAGCCAUGUCUGUCCCAUCCCGGCCAACGCACGAUCCCCACUAUAAUAGCCCAGAGUCCCCACCUUCCCUUAACCCUCAUCAAGCGAGCCCCAUGCAAACUCAGGGCAUCUCCCCGUCACUCUUUAUGCCCCUGGCCACCCAUCGGAUCUGCCCCCCACAACUCUCCCCGCUUCCAAGCACACCCCUCUCCCCCACCCCCGCCCCAUGCCAACAUUACUGCACACAUUAGGAGCCAGAGGAUGCGUGGGUGGGGCAAACCCCAAAGGCCUUUUUAAAAACUACUAAGAGCUUGGUCAGGGCAGGGGCAGGGGCAGGGGAGAGGGCUAGCAGCCCCCGGCCACGAAGUCGAAGUCCCGGAAGGCUGCCUGCUCAGUGGCCGUGAGGGGCCGCGCGUCGCGGGGCGGGCUCAGCGUGGGGGCCUCCCCUGUGAAUUCCUCAUCGAAGUUGCUGACAUCCGUGCGGCCUGACAGCGUGGGCACGAAGGGAGGUGGCAAGCGCCGGGCCAGCAGAGUGUCCCAGCCCAGUGUCUGCAGGGGCGGAGGAGAGACAGAAGUCAGCAGGAGAGGCUGGGGAGCAGACUGCCCGAGCGACCAGCUCCUGUGCCCUGACCAGCCCUGCAUCUGGGGGAUUGACAUAAGGAGUCAUAAGAUAGAGGGAUGAAAUGUGAUCCUUACUGGCAGCCCAAUAAGGAUCACAGUGUGAGCAUGGGGAGCCUGGGGGUGGGGGAGAGGAAGCCUGGGUUCACGCAGAUGUGCGUGUAGGAGGGUCAGCAGGAGUGAGGGGGGGGGACGGAGGUGACAAUGUUGGAGGUGAAGUGACUAGGUCUUAGUAGGGGAGAAAUGACUAGGCCCUGGGGGACGGGGUGACCAGGUUGACCAGGUCUCUGGUGGGGGGAGGGUUGGCCAGGCACUUGGGGGGACCUUACCCGAAAGAAGGGCUGCUUCUUCACAUCCUCUGCGUCCCUCUCGCUGGACCCCAACCUCCGCUCUGGAUUCCUCCGCAGCAGCUGGGGGGAGGAGAGGUGUCAGUCCUCCCCAUCCCGGCCCCAGAGCCCCUCCCGAGGCCCAAGUCGGGGGCUCCUCACCCUGCGCAUGAUGCCAAUGGCUUCGGCAGACAGGAAGCGUGGGUAGCGAACCUCAUCAUUGACUAUGCUGUCAAAUACCUCCUCCUCGUCGUCCCCUGGGAACGGGGACUGGGGACAGGAAGAGCCAGGGUGAAUUAGGCCCCUCCUCUGGCCACUCCCCUCCCAGCCCCACCUGAGCCAUCUACUCCCAGCUACUUCUGGGGGCUGACUGAUGUGGGAAGGUAAGUACCCCAUUUUAGAGACGCAGAAAUUGAGGCUAGGGAGGCAAAGCCAGCUGCCCCCAUCACACAGCACAUGGAGGCACAGUAUGAUUCCCCACCGGCCCUCCCCUGCUCCCCCCUCCCCCUCUCCCCCUCUCCUCCCUUUUCCCCAUUCCCCCCUCCUCCCCCCCCUCCCCCAGGCUUAAGCAGUUCCCAGUGUGAUCCCAGGGUCAGGCAGGGUGGGAGCAGCCUGGGGCCUCACCUCUCCAACCAGCAUCUCGUAGAGCAGCACACCCAGCCCCCACCAGUCCACGGCCCUCGUGUAAGAUGUGUCUGUCAGCACCUCAGGUGCCAGGAACUCCGGGGUCCCACAAAAUGUGCUGGUCCGGUCCCCAUAGCCCAUCCCUGGGGGCAGUAGGGCCACGUGAGGUUUCGGGCGGGGAUCCCAGCUACGGGUGGGGGUCCCAGCUAUGGGUGGGGAUCCCAGCAGUAGCACAGCCCAGCCCAGCAUGGGGUGGCCUAGCCAGUCAGCCCCACCCCAGCGUUAGGGUUGGGGGCGGCCCAGGUGGGGUUGGGGACUCCAUUCCCUCCCCACUCUAUCUAAUCCCCAAAGGCCAGCCCUUCACAUCCCAGCCCCGCCCCUCACCCUCCUUGCAGAGGCCAAAGUCUGCGAUCUUGACAUAGCCCUCGGUGUCCAGGAGCAAAUUGUCCAACUUCAGGUCCCUGUGAUGGGUUGGGGGAUGUAAAGAGGGAUGAGUGGGGGUCUGGGCCCUGACUGAAGCCUGAGGGCCCCCCGCGGGCACAGCGUGUGUACAGGCGCACAUGCACACAUGGGCACACACCUGUAGACGAUCUUGUGUUCGUGCAGGAACUGCAGCCCCAGCACCACACAGGCCGAAUAAAAGCUGCAGAGAGAAGCUCGUGUGACGGGGCCAGGCCUCCCGGCAAGGAAGGCAGGCCACAGAAACCCGGCUCUCACGUCCCCCAAAGCCCCCCAGCUCCCCAGAACUCCAGGAGGUUGGGGGAAGAAGGCAGGGGCCAAAGGGUGGAGGGUAGGAAGAGGGCCGCCACAGCCUCUCCGGGGGCGGGGCGGGGGCGGGGGGCUCACACAGCGCGGGGCUCAGAGAACACGUCACUGUGGAUGUGCAGCAUCAGAUCCCCGCCGGCUGAGUACUCCAUCACGAAGCACACGUGCUCUGGCGUCUGGAAACAGCCGAACAGGUUCACCAGGAAGGGAUGUGCUGCUCUGGUCACCGCCGCCAAGAUCCGCUUCUCGCACAUCAGGCUGGGCAGGGUUGCAGGCAGGGGUCAGAGACCACAGCAGCCCCCCACCCCCAAGCCCCACACUCCCCGGAGUCCUCAGCCAUCACCUAUUUGCUGGGGGCCUCGAAUGGCUGUGCAGCCUGAGGCAAGUUGCUUAAUAUUUCUGAACCUCAGCGGCUAAACAAGCACCCAGAAUCCAUCUAUCAUCCUAGUAACAGCGCCCCCCGCCCCCGCCCCGCCAGACAUCCCUUUAGGGAACGGCCAGGGUGGGCUAAUUGGAGCACCCCAUUUUCCUGGCCAGGAAUUGGUUUGGGAAUGGUCGAGCCAAGCUAGUGGGGCUCAACCUCAGGAUUUCUGCUGGAUUUAUUAAGGAAGAAGGGCUAAAACUGGUAGAUGAACCUUAAAUUGCUGUGGUAGGGGGCUCUCUCUGCCCCCAGUGAAAUGACUGCAAGCAAAGCCCACAAAGAAGAAAGAGGACAGCGAGACGUCAUCUGAGCAACUGGAUACAGCCAUGCCUGAAGGCAACACACCCCUACACUUUUCUGAUCCAGAGCAAUAAAUUCCUCUUUUGCUUAA
This is a messenger RNA of Felis catus (domestic cat), 6564 nucleotides long. It is a transcript of the gene PTGER1, whose product is annotated as prostaglandin E receptor 1. Gene Ontology annotation, molecular function: prostaglandin E receptor activity. Bases 1314 to 2957 code for a protein of 547 amino acids. Lineage: Eukaryota; Metazoa; Chordata; Mammalia; Carnivora; Felidae. The transcript is spliced from 2 exons. The record is from RefSeq and is a predicted model, not a curated record. Gene Ontology annotation, biological process: positive regulation of cytosolic calcium ion concentration; adenylate cyclase-activating G protein-coupled receptor signaling pathway; inflammatory response. Gene Ontology annotation, cellular component: plasma membrane.